AUGUCGAAAGCAACGUUUGGACCCUAUAGUGAAAAACUCCGUCAAGCAACGCAACGUCGUAUUUAUGGAAUAAAAUCGUCUUUAGUGAAUAAUACGAAUUUAAAAAUCGGCGAUCAUGCGCCAAAUUUUAGCCUUUACAAUACAGCUAACGAACAAGUAUCAUUGUAUGAUUUUACUAAGAAAUCCAAUGUAGUUCUGUUAUUUUUUCCAUUGGCUUUUUCUGAUGUAUGCGCAGAGGAAUUAUGCUUCAUUCGUGAUAAUAUGGAUAAAUAUAAUCAAUUGAAUGCUCUUGCUAUUGGUAUAUCCGUUGAUUCAAUGUUUGCUUUAAAUAAAUUUAAAGAAGAAAAACAAUUACAAUUUGAUUUAUUAUCGGAUUUUAAUAAAGAUGUUGCUCGAAAGUUUGGUGUACUCUAUGACGAAUUUCCAUUGUUCAACAUGAAAGGUGUUACUAAACGUGCAGCAUUUGUUAUUGAUCAAAAGGAAACUAUUCGAUACAUGGAGAUAUUGGAUGAUCCUGGGAAAAUGCCUGAUUUCGAAGCGAUUGAACAAAUACUUAAUGCAUGUAGUGCAGAGUAG
This is a messenger RNA of Rotaria socialis, 576 nucleotides long. NCBI's taxonomy places the organism in Eukaryota, Metazoa, Rotifera, Eurotatoria, Philodinida, Philodinidae. The record is from the annotation of a GenBank genome assembly.